Theileria equi strain WA is the source of this 1968-nucleotide messenger RNA. Its product is annotated as phosphatidylinositol-4-phosphate 5-kinase, putative. Lineage: Eukaryota; Apicomplexa; Aconoidasida; Piroplasmida; Theileriidae. The transcript has 2 exons. Gene Ontology annotation, biological process: phosphatidylinositol metabolic process. Gene Ontology annotation, molecular function: phosphatidylinositol kinase activity; calcium ion binding. The record is from RefSeq and is a predicted model, not a curated record. Bases 1 to 1968 code for a protein of 655 amino acids.
AUGGUUUUCCCAGUCUGUGGAGCUAGAAGGGUUUUGUUGCCUCCAAAAAUACCUCCAGAUUAUUAUGCUAGACUUCAGGAAGUUGUACAAUGUUCGAAACAGGAGGCUCAAUCAAUAUAUAACAGGUAUCGUAUGUUGACUCCUAUAGGUCAUUUGGAUCUUUUAAAGUUUGAAGAAUGUCUAGGUUUGCUGGGUACCUUGGGUAGGCUUCUGACAGAGCGCAUGUUUUUGGCUUUUGAUUUAAAUGGUGAUGGAGGUCUUGAUUUUGUUGAAUUUGCUGGUGGUCUACUAAUUAUGCUUGAUGGAUCAGAAGACAAAAAACUACAGUUGAGCUUUAGGAUUUUACAUAAUACUAGCAAAUCUCACGAAGAGUCGAAUUCUCACGACAAGAAUACAUCUAUGGGAUUCAAAGAAUUUUUGGACUUAGUUAAUGAUAUAGCACUGACACGAGCCUUGCUUGUUUCUAAAGAACCUGUAUAUCGUUCAGAAGCAGAUGUUGAAAAGAUUUUUGAGAGUCACGCAAGCCUGUGCGAUGAUGGUGUAAAACGAAUAUCCCAGGGUGACUAUAUAAAUGCAGUUUGUACAUCGAGUGAUUUUUUAGAAUUAUUAGGGAUUUCUGUUUCGAGAUGUGCAAUCGAAACCUCCAGUGGAUAUAUGUUUAGAGGUUUGGAUGUAAGCAAGAGUGGAAACUAUAUCAAUAGAUCAAAUGUAAAACGUAGCUUGGCAAGAAAUAGCGGAAAACAUAACAUUUAUAAAUGGAUUACAAAUAAUUCAUUGCAAGAGAAUAAAAGAGGAUUUUCUGUGCAUUUUGGGCAUGAAAGUUGGAAUGAUGUUAUAGAUAUGAUGAUAGGAUUAAGUAUAUCUGCACGACAUGUAUACAAUGAACCUGAAGUGACUUUAACAGAUGAAGAUUUUGAUACAAAAUUGACAUUUACGAUUUUACAUGAUCCUAAACUCAAUUAUUUAUCGGUUCGUCAUAUUUAUAACAAGAAUGGAUUAUAUUCUUCCAGAUUCGCAAGAGCAAAUUUUAAUGAGAACACACCAAUGAAUAGCGGAUUUACUAGCAUGAGUACAUUAUCUUAUUCAAAAAUUAUCUUCAAGGAAUAUGCACCUUUGGUGUUUAAAGAAAUUCGCAGUAUAUCAGGUCUAUCUGCAAGCGACUAUAUGGACUCAAUUAGCCCUGAACAAAUUGUCGGUAAUAUGGUUCUUGGUAAUCUUUCCACAAUGUCUGAACUAGUUUCAGAGGGGAAGUCUGGUUCUUUAUUUUACUAUACAAUCGAUGGUAAACUUAUCAUAAAGACCAUAACUAAAAGAUGUGCUCGUUUUGUGAAACAGUGGCUUAGAAAUUAUUAUAAUCAUUUAAAUGAACACAGGGAUUCACUAUUAACACGUUUUUAUGGGUUGUUUUCCAUUCAAACACGAGGGUACCCUUACAGGGUCUAUUUUGUGGUUAUGAACAAUAUAUUCUAUUCCAAGGUUGCUAUACAUCGCAGGUAUGAUUUAAAAGGCUCGUGGGUUGGGCGAUCUCUAGCAGACCAUGAAUCCAGUGACCAUACAGUAGCUCUGAAGGAUUGUGAUUUUGGAAGAUUUGGGGAUGUUGUGUAUCUUGGUGCUAAUGCUGAACAAAUCCUCACUAUUUUACGAAAUGAUGUUGAGUUUUUGCGUCUGUCUAGUAUUUUAGACUAUUCCUUGCUACUUGGCAUACAUUAUAGAAACAAAAGUGUAGAUUAUUUUGACUGGGAAAGUGAAAAUCAUAAUUCUUUUCACUGUGUUAUGGGAUCAAAACGUGAACAUUUGUAUUAUAUCGGGAUUAUUGAUCUUUUGACUUGUUGGAAUAUCGGAAAACGUGCGGAGCACUUUUGGAGAAUAUUACAAACUAGGGAUCAUUAUGGCGUCUCUUGUGUACAUCCAAAUUUUUAUGCUAAACGAUUUAUGGAUUUCGUGGAGAAGCAUGUGCGCUCUGAUUAA